UAACCCUAACCCUCGCCAAAUAUAUAUGCAUCUUCUUAGCCGUAGCGAGAUCUUCACCCAAAAACUCUCUUUCGCCUCAAUCGCCUGUUCUGUUCUGUUAGGCUUACUUGAUCUUCUAUUAUUUGAAGGUUGUGAUUGAAUCUCAGUGCUGCUACAAUGUCUUCCAGUGAGCUUGCUUGUACCUACGCCUCUUUGAUUCUCCACGACGAUGGGAUCGCAAUCACUGCAGAGAAGAUUGCGAUGUUGGUAAAAGCUGCAGGCGUCUCUGUUGAGUCUUACUGGCCUAGCCUUUUUGCAAAGCUUGCAGAGAAGAGGAACAUUGAUGACCUCAUUCUGAAUGCUGGUGCUGCGGGUGGUGGUGGUGGUGCUGCUCCGGUAGCUUUGUCAGCUCCUGCUGGUGGUGCUGCUGCUGCCGCUGCUCCUGCAGUUGAAGAAAAGAAGGAAGAGCCAAAGGAAGAGAGUGAUGACGAUGACUUGGGAUUCAGCUUGUUUGAUUAGGUUGUUCUACCAAUUUGUUUUCUUCUAUUAUGCUAGGCAGGUUAAGACCUGAGUGGCGGCAUCUUUGAUUUUUUGCUCUGUUUUUUGGUAGUUAUCAUUAGAUUGGUGCAAAUUGAAAUGACUAUUAAAUACGGUUAUGAAGUUCUGAUUCAAAUCUAGCGGGAGUUUUAUGAUUUUGUUAAG
Juglans regia (Persian walnut) is the source of this 681-nucleotide messenger RNA. RefSeq names its product 60S acidic ribosomal protein P1-like. The transcript has 4 exons. Gene Ontology annotation, molecular function: protein kinase activator activity; ribonucleoprotein complex binding; structural constituent of ribosome. Gene Ontology annotation, cellular component: ribosome; cytosolic large ribosomal subunit. Bases 157 to 498 code for a protein of 113 amino acids. NCBI's taxonomy places the organism in Eukaryota, Viridiplantae, Streptophyta, Magnoliopsida, Fagales, Juglandaceae. Gene Ontology annotation, biological process: translational elongation; cytoplasmic translation. The record is from RefSeq and is a predicted model, not a curated record.